AUGAUGCGUCGUUUUUCGCUCCUUAUCGCGUUCUUGUUCUGCAUCGACCACGUUGCAUGGUUGGAGGCCAUCGGUAACCACAAUUGGUCAUCUUUAUUCAACAAUAAUCCGUCGGAGAACUGGGUUGUCCUUGCCGCUGGUUCCAACACCUGGGAAAAUUAUCGACACCAAGCUGACGUUUAUCACGCGUACCAGAUCGUACGUCAAAACAACGUUCCAGCGCAGAAUAUAAUUACGCUCGCCUACGACGAUAUUGCAAACAAUCCC
This is a messenger RNA of Opisthorchis viverrini, 267 nucleotides long. RefSeq lists its product as hypothetical. The annotation marks the transcript as partial. The transcript has 2 exons. Gene Ontology annotation, biological process: vacuolar protein processing. The record is from RefSeq and is a predicted model, not a curated record. Gene Ontology annotation, molecular function: cysteine-type endopeptidase activity. Lineage: Eukaryota; Metazoa; Platyhelminthes; Trematoda; Opisthorchiida; Opisthorchiidae.